UAUAAAGACAUUUUUUUCGACCUUCACAUAUUUUUAUUUUCAUUUCCUUUAACUGCAUAGUUCUUCCUCAAAUUUCUAAUACCUUUGCUUCUCUUUCUUUCUUUCUUCAACCUCUUAUUUCUUCUCCAGCGCCAACGUGUAUCUGCAGUAAACAGUACAUAUCCAUCGAUCGAUCUCCUCAAAAAGUUCUUGUUAUCUUGAAAUCCAACAAGGUUGUUUCUUGUUCUUGAUCAAGCGUAUACAUAUAUAUAGAUGGUGGAAGAAGGCGGCGUAGUUGUGAAUCAAGGAGGAGAUCAGGAGGUGGUGGAUUUGCCUCCAGGGUUUCGGUUUCACCCAACUGAUGAAGAGAUAAUAACUCACUACCUCAAAGAGAAGGUCUUCAACAUCCGAUUCACCGCGGCAGCGAUUGGUCAAGCCGACCUCAACAAGAACGAGCCAUGGGAUCUACCAAAGAUUGCAAAGAUGGGGGAGAAGGAGUUUUACUUUUUCUGCCAGAGGGAUCGGAAGUAUCCGACCGGGAUGAGGACGAACCGUGCGACCGUGUCUGGUUAUUGGAAGGCGACUGGGAAGGACAAGGAGAUCUUUAGAGGCAAAGGUUGUCUUGUUGGGAUGAAGAAAACACUUGUUUUCUAUAGAGGAAGAGCUCCUAAAGGUGAAAAGACCAAUUGGGUUAUGCAUGAAUAUCGUCUUGAUGGCAAAUAUUCUUAUCAUAACCUCCCCAAAACCGCAAGGGAUGAAUGGGUGGUGUGUAGGGUUUUUCACAAGAGCGAUCCUAGUACUACAAUCACUCCUACAAGCCAACUCUCAAGGAUUGAUUCACUUGAUAACAUUGAUCAUCUCUUAGACUUCUCAUCUCUCCCUCCUCUCAUAGAUCCGGGUUUCUUGGGUCAAUCCAGCCCAAGCUUCUCCGGUGUCCGCCAACAACACGACCUCAAACCUGUCCUCCACCAUCCUACAACCGCACCAGUCGACAACACUUUCCUCUCUACCCAAACUUUCAAUUUCCCUUACCACUCGGUCCAUAAUUCCGGAUCUGAUUUCGGUUACGGGGCAGGUUCAGGCAAUAAUGACAAAGGUAUGAUUAAGUUGGAGCAUUCUCUUGUGAGUGUGUCUCAAGAAACCGGUUUGAGUUCCGAUGUGAACACAACCGCAACGCCAGAGAUAUCUUCUUAUCCAAUAAUGAUGAAUCCGGCAGCCAAUGCGGCGGUGAUGGAUGGUAGCAAGUCAGCGUGUGAUGAUCUUGAUGACUUGAUCUUCUGGGAAGAUUUAUAUACUAGCUAAAUUUGGGAAAAGGUUAUUUGUUAAUUGUGAUUGAAGAGUGGCAUAUUGAUUACUUGUUUAGUGUUUUUAAUCGUGUAAUUAGUUCGUAUAUAAUAUACAUGUACAUAAGAUCAUUAGGUUUAUUAGGCCAUUGGACUUUAGUUCGAUGAUUGUUUACUUAGUUUUUAGCUUGAGAAAAAAGGCUGUCAUUGUUUACAUAUAUAUACAUUUAAAUUCUUCGUA
Messenger RNA from Arabidopsis lyrata subsp. lyrata, 1503 nucleotides. Its product is annotated as NAC domain-containing protein 92. Gene Ontology annotation, biological process: regulation of DNA-templated transcription. The transcript has 3 exons. Lineage: Eukaryota; Viridiplantae; Streptophyta; Magnoliopsida; Brassicales; Brassicaceae. The coding region runs from base 253 to 1281 and encodes 342 amino acids. The record is from RefSeq and is a predicted model, not a curated record. Gene Ontology annotation, molecular function: DNA binding.